AUGUCAAUUUCACCGUCCAGCCGUGAUAUAGUAUUAGCGGCGCGUAAAGGUCUUUUCAUUAUUGAUCUCGAGAACCCGUAUGAACCGCCUCGUGAGCUUCAUCAUCUGACUAAAUGGGAGGUUGCAGAUGUACAAUGGAAUCCGCAUCGUGAUAAAUGGGUUGCUUCUACAUCGAACCAAAAAGGACUGAUAUGGAACUUGAACCUCCCAUCUUCUAAUGCCGUUGAACAUAUACUUCAUGGACAUUGUCGAGCCAUCAGUGAUAUAAAUUGGCAUCCUUUUAACCCGGAUGAAGUCGCAACUUGUUCUGUGGACACGUAUGUUCACUUAUGGGAUUUAAGAACUCCGGAAACACCGAAAGGCUCAGAUUUUGUUACUAAAAUCACAGCACAUGACACAAAAAUCUAUGGAAUUGACUGGAGCAGAAAUAAUGAUAAAAAUAUUAUUUCUUGUAGUUUAGACAAGUUAGUUAAGAUUUGGAACAUUUAUGAGCCAGAUAAUUGCAUAGGAUUCAUUCGAACUAACUCUCCUGUAUGGCGUGCAAGACAUACGCCAGUUGGUCAUGGUAUCCUGACAAUGCCUCAACGUUCAGAGACAACGCUGUAUCUUUGGAAUAUGGAACAAACCACCAGCCCUGUGGAAACGUUUUCGGGACAUGAAGAUGUAGUCAAAGAGUUUGUAUGGAGAACUAAAUUUGGUAGCAAUCCUGAGAUUGAUGAUAGAGAAUUUCAACUAAUUACAUGGUCUAAAGAUCGACACUUGCGGCUGUGGCCAAUAAGUGAUAAGCAACUAAAGUUAAUAGGUCAUGAACGGGGGUUGCCAUCCGAAAAAUUACCAUUGGCAGAGAAUUCUAAGUUUACAUUUCGGGAUCCACCGUCUGGUAGCCGUUUGGCAUCCUCAGCAUUUACAGCGUCUACUACCACUUCCAAGUUGCGAGUUUUCCCUGGAAAUUAUAUUAGUACGACUGCAAGGCUGCGUCCUUCUGGUGCUUCUACUGGUGGUAGUAAUAUAAAAGGGUAUAUGGGUGCUGCUGCUGGAAUACAUCGAGCUGAGCGUCGUACCGUUUCUCCACUUCUGUGGAUGCAAAAUGUAAGGAUGGUCAAAUCCAGCGGAGAAGGUCAUACUGAUAAGGGUGUCCCGGCCAAUAUGCACGAAGAAAUGGUUGAAAUUUCACGAAAAUUCCCAAACGUAAAGGUUACUAAGUUGAACGCAGGAAAUUACAAUAUAAGUUUAAAAGGUCCAUGGUCUGAGAGCGGCUUUGCGUUCAUUAAGCUAAAAAUAGAGUUUCCUCCGCAAUACCCUGAUAAAGCUGCACCAAUUUUUGAAAUUCACAAAACUGGCAUGAUAUCUAUACUGAAUCGAACGCAUAUGUCACAGAUCUUAAAGCGCAUUGCUAUUAAUCAUGUAUCUGAAAAGAGACCUUGUAUGGAAACCUGUAUACGUUACUUACUUGGUGAGCAAGUUCAGUACGGUGAUGGACAAGAUCGAUAUGGAAGAGAAGAUUCUGAUGAAGAAAAUUUUAUAAAUUUUAAUAGAAGGACGUCAUAUGAUAAAACCCUAACACUAUUGCUUGGGGAUAAGGAUGAUCAUAACAUUCCUUUUCCAGUAAUAUGCGGCGCACGGUUUUCAAUAAAUGGACAAUUAGUAUGUUUCUUCUCGAAUCUCCGAUCCCCGGAUGUUAGUCAUUCAAUUACACAAGUCGAAUCUAAUAAUGCAGCAGGAUCUAAUCGAAACAUACAUACUAGCAGUUACACCUACACACACCCUCGAUCUUAUGAUUCAUGGGAGCAGUACAAAAUGAUUGCACGACUCCCGAGGCCUGUAACGCAUUAUGUUGAUGAUGAUGGUGUUCCGUUUUAUGAAGGUGAUGAGGAUUACAUACAUUCAUAUUACUAUAAGUCAAAGAGUGAAUUGCAUGAUGCGUUAGAUUCUUCUGACCACGUCGCAUUGUUCAAGUCAAAUAAAUUGGAUAGGAAAUGCCCUGAGAUCCUUAUAUUUAAUUUAUCAGAACUGAUGCCUGUUGCUGCAGACAACAAUCGACCAGAUUUAGAACAAGCUUGGCAUCUGGCUUCUUUAAUUUUAACUCAAAUUAUUCACAAUAAACGUAUGUCAUCCGAACGUUUAUUAUUACCAUUAGGAAUGCAAUCAAAAUACGUAAGCAAAAGAAGGCUUAGUAAUAAUAGUUAUGAGGAUGGAUUUCCAAGCUUAUUUGGAAGAGUGAAUUGGGGAUUCCAUCCAUUGGGAAGAAAUAUUGUGCAGAAUCUGUUUAAUCACUUUGCUGAGUUAGGAGACAUCCAAAUGUUUGCUAUGUUAACUUGUGUAUUUCGGGAACCGUUUCCUCCACAAAAGAAGUUUGCUUGGUCGCAUGAACUUCAUUCCAGAAUUAUUCCAGAUCCGUUAAACUCUACGAUGUCACACAAUACGAAUUAUUUUAAUAAUUAUCCUCGAUAUAAUGAAAAUUAUUCAAUACCAAAUUUUGUUCGUAAUCAUUACCAAUAUGGUUACCAAACAAUAUCUACAACAUUUGGGCAAAUAUUUAGCGAAUCUAAUUCUUCCAAGGGUUCAUUGGGCGUAAUUAACAAUCCGAUUGAUUCAAGCAGUAAUAUAACUAUAUCCGCAACACCGCCCACGCCAUCGACCCUUACUUAUGGAAAUACUGAUGAUUCUGGUGGUCCGAUAAUGAUACCUUCGUCUAGUCAAUCUUUACAUCAUCAGAGGAGAUCUACAUUCGGUGGAACGUCAAAAGAAUCAAAUCAUUUUUCUUCAAGUUUUAGUACUACUGCAUCUUCACCACGAUUGCUAAGAAAAGGUAGUCCUGCUGCUAAUAGUUACCGGUUGGAUAAUUUUGGAUUUAGUUCGAAUGGAUAUUAUGGGGAUAGAUUUAUGGAUGUUGAAAAAAAAAUAGAAAAAAAGAGUUCCGAUGUGAACUUAAUCAUGAUGAAUUGCGGUGAAUUCGAUGAUGAAAGAAAUCCACAAACUGUUACAUUGUUGGAUGAUGAUAGGUCAACGACAGCAUUGCAUGAUCAAUAUCGUUUAGCAUAUGCUGAAAUAUUAUAUCAUUGGGGUCUUUAUGAAGCACGUGCUGAGCUUUUGAAGUUUAUGAGUUUCGUCAAAACUACAGUGGGAAGCCCUCUUGGUGAGCAACAGCAGCCUUUAGAGAUUGGAAUACACUGCCAUCAAUGUGGGGCUGAAAUAAAAGCAGGUUCAGAGUGUGGAAACUGUCAACGCAAAAGAAUUGGCAUAAAAUGCUCGGUUUGUCAUCGAUUUGUCAAAGGAUUAACAAAUUUUUGUAUUAUGUGCAAACAUGGAGGGCAUACAUCUCAUUUACGUGAAUGGUUUGAGUCAGAAAGUGAUGAAUGUCCUACGGGAUGUGGAUGCCGUUGUAUGUCGGAAAACGGAGGGUUCAAGUGUUCUAAUUAA
This is a messenger RNA of Dentiscutata erythropus, 3420 nucleotides long. Lineage: Eukaryota; Fungi; Glomeromycota; Glomeromycetes; Diversisporales; Gigasporaceae. The record is from the annotation of a GenBank genome assembly.